UCAGAUGUAUUCAGAAUGUUAAGAGCGUUGGCUUUUCACUAUUUUCUGCAGGUACCAAUUCCUCCCAGUAACAUUUAUCCCAUCAAUGACAAGCUGUCACCAGAGGGCGCGGCAAAGGAUUAUGAAGUACGUCUCAAGCAUUUGGUCGAGAGCAAAAUUAUACCUUUAUCUAAUGCUUCUGGAUUCCCCAAAUUUGAUCUUAUGCUUCUUGGAAUGGGGCCAGAUGGACACGUUGCUUCUUUAUUUCCUAACCGUCUGCAACGUUAUGAGAAGAAGCGGUGGGUUACAUUCAUUACCGACUCUCCCAAACCUCCUCCACCGAGGAUCACUUUCACGUUUCCCGUGAUCAACUCAUCUUCAGAUAUCGCAAUGGUGGUCACCGGAGCUGAACUGGCCGAUACUGUCAAUAUUGCAUUGGGUGAUGGACUUCCUCCUGAUUCAAUUCCCCUGCCUAGCAUGGAAGUUUCACCUGAAGGAGAACUGAAAUGGUUCCUGGACAAGGAUGCUGCUUCUAAACUUAAGUAGAAUAACUCAGUGCUAUGUUUGUGUCGUGUUUCAUUAUCCUCUAAUAAUCUCGUGUCUUUCUUUAUCGGAUGAAUAAUAAUCUCUGUUUGAGACCGCCUCAAUAAUGCUUAUAUAGUUCUUGUGUCCCUUCUUAUUUGA
Molecule: messenger RNA, 663 nt
Organism: Olea europaea var. sylvestris
Lineage: Eukaryota; Viridiplantae; Streptophyta; Magnoliopsida; Lamiales; Oleaceae
Product: probable 6-phosphogluconolactonase 5, chloroplastic
Exons: 1
Coding region: 16-525 (169 amino acids)
Biological process (GO): carbohydrate metabolic process; pentose-phosphate shunt
Molecular function (GO): 6-phosphogluconolactonase activity
Source: RefSeq, a predicted model, not a curated record